Fonsecaea multimorphosa CBS 102226 is the source of this 711-nucleotide messenger RNA. RefSeq lists its product as uncharacterized. NCBI's taxonomy places the organism in Eukaryota, Fungi, Ascomycota, Eurotiomycetes, Chaetothyriales, Herpotrichiellaceae. The record is from RefSeq and is a predicted model, not a curated record. The transcript has a single exon. Bases 1 to 711 code for a protein of 236 amino acids.
AUGGAUUCAACGCACUGGAGCGCGCGGGCCUUGUUGACAUGCUCGAUGAUCCUGGGCGUGUUGUCCGUGGUGUUUGCCGCCUCGCAGCAGUCCGACAUUGGCAUGCUCAACAAACCGCUCGACAUCCGACUGUUCCUGUCCCGGGGCAAAGUCGAGCUCGAGAAGCGGCGGCGGUACCGCAAACCCUUCAUCCUUCUCCCACUCGAGAGUUCCGUCGCGGCACUGAAGCAGUUCGACCUGCCCAGAUUCGCGCUCAACAUGGCCGUGUUGCUGUACAUUGUCGGCCUGGGCGUCUACCUCCUCUACGCGUGGCUAUACCACGUCGAACCCGCGGGAGGGAGGGACGACUUUCGCAACAUCUUCAUCGCCUUCGCCGCCACCGUGGGCGUCGUCUAUCUCUACGUCUUGGGAGUCGGCGCGUUGGCGUACGCGGAUUCCCGCAAGCGCACCGAGGACUUUGAUCUCGAUCGCACCACCACCUUUGCCAAACCGGCGUCGCAGACCCAGUUGGAGGAGUGGUUGAGGGCGCUGCAGGACAUGCAGAGUAUGAACUCGGAGAGCGGCAAUGUCUAUAUCAGGUUGCAGGCGGCGGUUAAUGACUUGCAGGCCAAGUGGGAGGAGGAUAGGCAGGAAAGUCAAGGGAGGAAGAACGCUUUGCGGACGAUGGGGAGGAAGAGGAAGAGGCCUGCGAGUGCGGGACGGGAUGCGUGA